AUGGCGUUGCCGAAGAGAAUCGUAAAAGAGACGGAGAGACUCAUGGCAGAACCAGUACCGGGUAUCAGUGCCGUGCCUCACGAGGACAACCUGAGAUAUUUCGAUGUGAAUAUACACGGUCCCUCUCAGUCACCAUAUGAAGGAGGCAUAUUCAAACUCGAGCUCUUUUUGCCAGAUGACUAUCCUAUGACACCCCCGAAAAUCCGUUUCCUGACCAAAAUCUACCACCCAAACAUUGACAAAUUAGGUCGCAUCUGUCUGGACGUUUUGAAGAGCAAUUGGUCGCCGGCCCUACAGAUCAGAACCAUUCUCCUUUCCAUACAAGCUUUGCUUGGGGCGCCAAAUCCCGACGAUCCUUUGGCAAACGAUGUCGCGCAACGAUGGAAGGAAGACCAGGAAGCUGCAAUCGCCACAGCGAGAGAGUGGACUAGAACCCACGCCAUGUCGUGA
Messenger RNA from Rhinocladiella mackenziei CBS 650.93, 450 nucleotides. Its product is annotated as ubiquitin-conjugating enzyme E2 13. NCBI's taxonomy places the organism in Eukaryota, Fungi, Ascomycota, Eurotiomycetes, Chaetothyriales, Herpotrichiellaceae. The transcript has 4 exons. The coding region runs from base 1 to 450 and encodes 149 amino acids. Gene Ontology annotation, cellular component: nucleus. The record is from RefSeq and is a predicted model, not a curated record. Gene Ontology annotation, biological process: protein K63-linked ubiquitination; DNA damage tolerance. Gene Ontology annotation, molecular function: ubiquitin conjugating enzyme activity.